Molecule: messenger RNA, 1078 nt
Organism: Lactuca virosa
Lineage: Eukaryota; Viridiplantae; Streptophyta; Magnoliopsida; Asterales; Asteraceae
Source: the annotation of a GenBank genome assembly
CUCUCAAAAGUUCUUCUGAUGAAUACGACACCAUUUCCAAUCGGAUUUGUUGAUUGAUGGGCUCCGGGGCUCACAACAUCUAAAUUCACAUUUCACGAAUUCAUUCUUUGCAUUUUCUAGAAAUUCGAGAUCAGAUUUCGUUUUGGGGGUUUCAUGACUCAUCGAUCAAAAAACAAGAAUCAAAGAAAUGGAUUGGGGAACGGUAACAACAGAAGACCUGAUCGAAGCACUUAAAGAAGUGGAUUGGUCGUCGCCUCCUCGUCCUUUCAAUGAAUUCGUCUCCAAAUUCACAGUCCCUCGUUCUUCUAACAAAUGGAACAGUCGCCUGAAGUGUAAUCUUUACUACUAUCGGACAAAUUACUUUCUCAUGAUUCUGUUCAUUCUUGGAUUGGGAUUUCUUAGGAGACCACUUGCUAUAGUUGCAGCUAUGUCAACCGCUCUAACUAUGGCUUUCUUAAAUGAUAGCUUUGCAAGCACAUUCAGUGAAAAAGUAACAAGAACUAUAAGGCAAUUCUCUCCACAUUUAGCUGCAAAAAUGAGACAUCCACUAACGCCUGUUCUUCGUGGGCGCCCUUCAUCUAAGAGGACAAUAUAUAUAUGUGGACAGCCUCGUUGGACAUUUGUUCUGGCAUUUUCUGCUGUGAGUUUCAUUCUUUGGUUUGUUUCUUGCGGACUCUUGACUUUGUUAUGGGCGUUGACCACCGGCCUUCUUGCUACUAUAGUGCAUGCAAGCUUUAGAACACCUAACCUGAAAGCUCGUCUCAAUACAUUCCGUGAGGAAUUUCGUGCAGUUUGGCGCAACUACAGUGAACUUUAAUCCUCCUCUAUUCAUGUGAUUGGUUACGAAGAAACAUGUGGUGGUAUUUUUGAGGGAAUAAUCCUUGUAGAAAGCUGCAUGAAGGUCGAAGUCUUGGAUAACAUGACAUAAAAUAAUAUAUUUGGUUAUUAAUAUCCCCUGAGUGGGUAUAAAAUUGGGAAAAAGUCAAAAAUGUAGAAGAGGGAAAGCUUAUGUGGAAGGGUAAUUCAAUUUUGUUCAGAAACCUGUGAAUGGAUCAAAUUUUGAACUUUUUUUUUUUUU